AUCGUGUCCACGAAUAUGGACUCCGCAAGAGCUGCGUCGCUGAGCUCCGUAACUGAGGGUCUGCCAGUAUUCAGUCAGAAGGAUGUAAUUCUCAACGCUGUCAGAGACAACCAGAUUAUCAUUGUCUCCGGGGCCACGGGUAGUGGAAAGAGUACUCAGGUACCCAAGUACAUAGUACAGCAGAUAUUACUGGAUGGUACUCCGGACUUACAGCCAUUCGUCGUCUGUACUGAACCUCGGCGAAUCUCAGCUGUUUCCAUAGCAACGCGAGUAAGUGCUGAGAUGGGUGAACCUGGAGUAGGUGUAAAUGACUCUGUCGUGGGCUACAGUGUCCGUCUCGACACCAGACGAUCAGCAAACACCCGCCUUCUAUUCUGUACAACAG
Messenger RNA from Sphaeroforma arctica JP610, 385 nucleotides. RefSeq lists its product as hypothetical. Gene Ontology annotation, molecular function: RNA binding. The annotation marks the transcript as partial. The record is from RefSeq and is a predicted model, not a curated record. The transcript is spliced from 2 exons. Gene Ontology annotation, cellular component: intracellular anatomical structure. Lineage: Eukaryota; Ichthyosporea; Ichthyophonida.